This is a messenger RNA of Rhinopithecus roxellana (golden snub-nosed monkey), 1164 nucleotides long. RefSeq names its product INO80 complex subunit C (gene INO80C). The transcript is spliced from 5 exons. Gene Ontology annotation, biological process: chromatin remodeling. Gene Ontology annotation, cellular component: Ino80 complex. Bases 313 to 891 code for a protein of 192 amino acids. The record is from RefSeq and is a predicted model, not a curated record. Lineage: Eukaryota; Metazoa; Chordata; Mammalia; Primates; Cercopithecidae.
UAAAAACGUUGUUACUUAAAAAGAUUGGGAGAUUUUCUAUUCCUCUAUCAAUGGAGAUUUCCUGGCACGUGCCCCACCCAAGGCCCACGCCCAGAGCGCUAGAGUGGCAGGACAACAACCGCUGACAUCUUCCCAUCCCGACGCCACAGGCUGCUCCGAGCUCCGCCUUUUAGAUUGCACCCAGAGAAGCCAGCGACAGCUUUGAGUCCAGGCCGGGUUUUCAAGCAUCAAGACGGAAGUAACAGCGGAAAGGAAGUUCCAGGGCCCGCGCUGGGAAAGAGGUGGGGGGAACUGGGGCAGACCCAGGGUGCGAUGGCGGCGCAAAUUCCAAUUGUGGCCACCACUUCCACUCCGGGAAUAGUCCGGAACAGCAAGAAGAGGCCGGCCAGCCCGUCCCACAAUGGCAGCAGCGGCGGGGCCUAUGGCGCCAGUAAGAAGAAAAAAGUGUCUGGCUCCAGCUUUGCGCAGGGUAUCAGCAUGGAAGCCAUGAAUGAGAAUAAAGUGGUGUCCUCUGAGUUUAGCACAGGACCUGUGGAAAAAGCUGCCAAACCUUUGCCAUUUAAGGAUCCCAACUUUGUGCACUCUGGCCACGGUGGCGCAGUAGCUGGCAAGAAGAACAGAACCUGGAAGAACCUGAAACAAAUCCUCGCUUCCGAAAGGGCAUUGCCGUGGCAACUGAACGAUCCUAACUACUUCAGUAUUGAUGCUCCUCCAUCCUUUAAGCCAGCUAAGAAGUAUUCUGAUGUUUCAGGUCUGCUUGCCAACUACACAGACCCCCAGAGCAAACUGCGGUUCAGCACCAUUGAAGAGUUUUCCUAUAUUCGGAGGCUGCCCUCUGACGUCGUCACCGGCUACCUGGCCCUGAGGAAGGCCACAAGCAUCGUUCCCUGAGCCCGAGAAAGGGAGAUGAAGUGGAAAGCUGUUUCAAAAACAGACUCUGGACUCGUGAUUUUGUUUCACGGAAAACAAACUCGUUCUUCUGUCAGUCUGAAAAUGCCAGUGCUGUGCCUUGGAAAGAAUGUUUGGCUUUCAUUUAAAGGUUUUUUUGAGUGUGUGUUUUCCCUCCAAGUGUGAUAUUUCCUGCUGAAUUAAAUUAUACUUCAGUUGUUGCCUCAAGUAAAGGUGUUUGACAAGAAAAUACAAUAAAACUAUACUUUUCAUUUA